This is a messenger RNA of Vicia faba (fava bean), 477 nucleotides long. The record is from the annotation of a GenBank genome assembly. NCBI's taxonomy places the organism in Eukaryota, Viridiplantae, Streptophyta, Magnoliopsida, Fabales, Fabaceae.
AUGAACAUGUUAGCUUCAUCAUCUCCAUCAAAGAUGCUUCUUCUUCCCACCACAUCAAUUCCAUCGAUUCGACCCAUCAAAACCAACUACAUCAAGAUGAAAACAAACCGUUUUACUGCUUCUGCUGUUGUGGCUGAAGAUGCCGUUUCUCCACAGUCCUCUCCUUCUCCCCAGUCUCCGCCUCAAUCUCAGAAGCUAGGAGUUGUUGUGAAACCAACAGUCAGACCAAGACUUGUGCUUAAGUUCAUUUGGAUGGAGAAGAACAUCGGUAUUGCACUUGACCAAAUGGUACCUGGCCACGGAACCAUUCCUCUAAGCCCUUACUACUUUUGGCCAAGGAAAGACGCUUGGGAAGAGCUCAAGGAGUUGCUAGAGAGUAAGCCAUGGAUAUCUCAAAAGCAGAUGAUUAUUCUUCUCAAUCAAGCCACUGAUAUUAUCAAUUUGUGGCAACAAAGUGGUGGUAAUUUGUCCUCCUAA